ACAAUUCAAUUCGUACAACUUUUUCCCUCUCAUCUUUUUCAGAAAAGAAUUCGAAUCGAUUUCAAUGGCGGGUCGUGGCAAAACUCUCGGAUCUGGAUCUGCGAAGAAGGCAACAACAAGAAGCAGCAAAGCCGGUCUUCAAUUCCCGGUGGGUCGUAUCGCUCGUUUCUUGAAGAAAGGCAAAUACGCCGAACGUGUUGGUGCCGGAGCUCCGGUUUACUUAGCCGCAGUUCUCGAAUACCUCGCCGCCGAGGUAUUGGAAUUGGCUGGAAACGCAGCGAGAGAUAACAAGAAGACAAGGAUUGUUCCGAGGCAUAUUCAAUUGGCGGUGAGGAAUGAUGAAGAAUUGAGCAAAUUGCUUGGAGAUGUGACUAUUGCUAAUGGAGGUGUGAUGCCUAACAUUCACAAUCUUCUUCUUCCUAAGAAGACUGGUGCUUCCAAGCCAUCUGCUGAAGAUGAUUAAUCAACCAAAUCCACUCUCUGUUGUUUUAGUUUUUUGGGGCUUUUUAAGUAACUUAGAUUAGAUCUAUGGUGAAGUAGAAGAAUCUAUCUUUUGUGUUUUUUGUUUUGAAUUGAAUGUUCAUAUGCUUCAAUUUCUUAUGGAAUCAAGAUUCAGACUUUUC
This is a messenger RNA of Arabidopsis arenosa, 623 nucleotides long. The record is from the annotation of a GenBank genome assembly. NCBI's taxonomy places the organism in Eukaryota, Viridiplantae, Streptophyta, Magnoliopsida, Brassicales, Brassicaceae.